Rhagoletis zephyria (snowberry fruit fly) is the source of this 593-nucleotide messenger RNA. RefSeq names its product locomotion-related protein Hikaru genki-like. NCBI's taxonomy places the organism in Eukaryota, Metazoa, Arthropoda, Insecta, Diptera, Tephritidae. The record is from RefSeq and is a predicted model, not a curated record.
AAAAUACCACCUUCGUGGGUUCGGAGGUAACAUUCAGUUGCGCUCCGUCCCACAAGCUGAAUGGUGUCGCCAAGCGUGUUUGCCUAGAAUCAGGUGGUUGGAGCGAUGCGACGCCGAAAUGUGAAGAAAUCCGUUGCUCAGAACCUGUACUGGCCGCGCACAGUUUGCUUUCCGUCACAGGAAAUGACCGCAUGUACGGUCGUACGCUGAUACGUACAGCCGACUCGACACAGAAUAGCGCACAGACUUAUAAGGUUGGCGCCUUGGCUAAAUAUCGCUGCGAACGCGGUUAUAAGAUGGUCGGCGAGGCUCUUGUGACUUGUGAAGACAAUGGCCAAUGGAGUGGUGCAGUUCCGGAAUGCGUGUAUGUCGAAUGCGGUAUUCCAGCCAAUAUUACGAACGGCAAAGUCACCCUGGCAACAAAUGUGACUUACUAUGGUGCAGCGGCAUUGUACGAAUGUAAUCCUAAUUUCAAAUUGGAUGGAGUAUCACGUCGCUUGUGUGCCGAAGAUGGCACCUGGAGCCAUGAAAAACCAGCUUGCAUAGAAAUUACAUGCGAUGAGCCAGAUAUUAGUGAAAAUCUUAUAGUCGAC